Pleurotus ostreatus (oyster mushroom) is the source of this 3642-nucleotide messenger RNA. RefSeq lists its product as uncharacterized. Bases 1 to 3642 code for a protein of 1213 amino acids. The record is from RefSeq and is a predicted model, not a curated record. The transcript is spliced from 3 exons. NCBI's taxonomy places the organism in Eukaryota, Fungi, Basidiomycota, Agaricomycetes, Agaricales, Pleurotaceae.
AUGGCCUUGCACAAUAUCAACCCUCUGCUUGAGGCAGAGCCGUAUGAGAUGACGCAAGGCCCACGGCAGGCAGCCUCACCUCAUGAACUCAAGGCCUUCUAUCAAGAUAUGGAGAGAAAGGACCUUGAGCGUAGAUUGAGCAAAAGGAAUUCAAAAACUCGCUCACUUUGGUCCCGCAAGUCCCUCAAACGAUCGGGCAGCAACCCCGGAAACGUUGCAGCCCAAAAUCCUUCAGGGCCCGAACCUCCACUACAACCACCAUCUCCUCCUCCACAAAACGCGGGCGCGGCCGCUGAGCGCCUGAUACAGGAGGCGAACGAACUCGUGGAGGAACAGAAGGACAAGGCUAUGGAGCUUCAGUCAAACUUCAACGCCACGGGGAGUUCCCUCGUACCCGACCCUUUAACAGAACUCCCAGCAUGGUACAACAAAGACAGCUGGUCAAACGGCUCCAUGUCCCACAAAGUUCGCUUCCCCAUACACAAUCCAGUCGGACCGCGAUGGUACAGAAACUACCACCUUAUACCGCCAUCUCACCGACAGCGCUCGGCGCGCCCGCCGUCGGUGUUCUCCCCCUCGUUUCCCCCGAUGGCCUUUUCGUCCACUCAACAGGAGCAGAUCGACGAAUACCGCGCCGGUCCCAGCAGAACACCAUCUGGCUCCCCCCUUCCCACUCCAAACUCUUCACAAACCAAGGUUGAAGAGACGGCUGGUAAACGAUCUCGCAAGACAUCUCAGACUGCGCAUGACAAUGUGGAUAUGCUUGAUGUCAGUGAUCCGUGGGGGACGAACUGGCACCAUCAGUCGCCAUACGACAUCGGUUUGGGGAAUGGGCCUGUGUCUGUCGACAUACACGAGAAUCGUAAUCAAUCGCGUUCACGACUGUCCAGCAUGGGGACAAGUCAAAGUCGCCAUAGAAGCGUCGUUCCUUCGCCACUGUCACAAUCAACCUCCGCAGUGCACCUACAUGUCCCAGAUCACGACUCAAUACGACUGCCUCGGAAGCUGAGCAAACGACGAGCUCCUACCGUAGGCAGCAUCUUCAGCGGAGGAGGUCCGCCCCCAGACGAGCCUGAGCGAAAUGCCAUAUCUCUCCCGACGACCCCGACGGAACAUCCACCAAUACAGGCCGAACCCCCGGCGCAUGGCAUGGAACUUUCGCGCCGCACGUCCAACUUAAACACCCCCGGUCUACCCCCAUCUUCAGCAUCUCAGGUUUCUGGAAAGAAAGCAAAGCGAGGCAGUGUCUUAGGCAGGCUUGCCAAGAAGUUCAGUAUUCUCAAAGGCCGGAUGGACAAGCACGAGACCGAUAACAAUGGCACAACGUCUAACGGAGCUGAUGCGCGGAAGUCAUUCAUCGUGGGCCGGCAGGCAUCACCUGAGAGACCUCCAAUAGAUCCUCGACGGCACACAGAGCCCGCUAAACGUGUCCCCCCUCCUGUAGAGCACGAGGCUCCAGCUCCAGAACCUCCAGUUAACGCCGACUCCAAGAAACCUACAGGCGAUCGUACCUCGUUAGCCUCCAUAGACAUGCCGUACUGGGGAAGGCUAACCAUAACUAAUCCCGAUGCCCCCAGCUCGGAAACCAACACUCCCGUGCAGCGAGACGCGCCACUCCCUCCCGAAAAACAUGAAUCCGAUAGCCACCACCAUCACCACCACCAACAUAGUUCUUCUGUAACAUCACCUCCACCCGCUCCUUCCGCAGCUUUCAUGUCUCUCCCUGCAGAUCAGCCGACCAACUCUGGUCUCUCUGCCCCUUCACUCUCUACGGUUCCCCCAGACCAGCCUUCGCCACUCCUUCCUCCAAUACCAGCCCCGUCGCCUGGUCCGCCACCGACUCCCGACAAGCAGUUGCCGCCUAAACAUUCGCCUUAUCAAGAACCACCACAAUUUAGCAGUACAGUAUCGUUACCCACCAUUCCGUCGCCAUCUCCCGGCACGCCAGCACAAAUCCCCUUCCCCUCCCCCCCAUUCAUGAACGGUUCUCUUAUGGUUGGCUCCCCGAUGACCAUCCCCUCCCAAUUUGAUUAUAGCGAUUCGCCGCUGUCCAGUGUCUCUAUGUUAGCUAACCCUGGUACACCAUACAACCCCGAGAUAUCCAUGCCCCCGUCAAUAGCCCCGCCUCCUAUUGCUCUACGCUCCUCUUCCGAGGGAUCCCCGCUGACGCGUGAGGUUCACCCUGAUGGCCCCGAUCAGCGGUCAAGUCAAGCUACGCGCGAGACUGAGACUUUUAAGCUGGUGAGGAGUGCCUCAGGUAACGUGUAUGCAUCGACUGACACCAUCCAGGGCGGUGGAGAGCAGUGGGAAGUCGUAGAGUCGAAACCUGAGAGCCGAUCUAAGGAUGGAAGUCGUGAUCGACAGUCUAAGUCCAAGCCUAAGGAUAGGGAUAGGGAGAAGGACCGCGAGAGGGAGAAGGAGAGGGAGAAGGAGAAGGAACGGGAGAAGGAGAGGGAAAGAGAUAGGGAAAGAGAGAAAGAACGGGAGAGAGAGGAACGUCGUAGAGAAAGAGAGGCUGAGAGGGAGAGGGAGCGAGCCAAAGAGAAGGAGAGGGAAAGACAGAAGGAGAAAGAGAAGGAACGUCAGCGGGAGAAAGAGAGGGCACGAGAGAAGGAGCGAGAAAGAGAGAAGGAGAAGGAGAGAGAAAAGGAGAAGGAGAAGGAGCGGAAGGAGAGGGAACGGGCUCGAGAGAAGGAGAAAGAGAAAGAGCGGGAGAGGGAGAGGGAGAAGGAAAAAGAGAGGAGCAAGGAUAAAUCUAGGGAGAAGGACAGCGAACGCGAUAGUCGCAGGGAGAAACGCCGCCAGGAGAAAGAGAAGCCCUCGAAAGAGAGUAGCUCAUCCUCCCAUCAUGACAAGGAUAAACGGCCAUCUAGACACAGGUCUGCGCAGGAAGGCCACGGUUCUUCCCAUUCCUCUCGCCAUGCUAAAACAUACAGCCUUGAAGUCAAUGUUGGCACAGAUGCUUCAUCUUCUCGUAAAGAUGACAGAUCAAGCAGACGGCGCGAUGGUGACGACAAGGAUCGCAAAGCUGAUCGCAAACACUCUCCCCCGGAAGGCAGCAGGCUCCAGCAGGCUACAUCGUCGUCGAGUCGACGCCUGGAGCGAGCCAACUCCACAUCUACCCGCCCAACUUCUGAACUUCCUCCUACUGCUGACCUGAAUGCUCUUCGAGCGCGAGAAGCUUGGGAGAUGGAUCGGCUGUGGAAAGCAAGAAGUAUGUAUGGGUCUGACCCGAACAAUCUUGCUCCCGCUCCAUCUUCUAUCGCCUCUGCUACCUCGUACAUGGUGACGGAAGCCACUACCCAUGGCGCUGUACACGGAUCCAGCCAUACCGCGUUCAUGGUUCCUACGCCGUUUCAACAUCAUCCACACGGCCACAUUUACAAUUCUAUGCCGAACGGUCCAGCUCCCAUCAUUUACGCUGCACCCCAUGGUGCUCAAUACCAACAUCAUCCACACCAAUACCCACAUACGCAUUCUUACUCACAAUCUUACACUUCAUCAGACACCCUCAGUAUGCCACCAGCCUCGAGAUCCAACCCGCUUCCGGAACCGCCUCGAGAAUCAACUAUCAUAUUGGAUCAUAAUGGCCGACCAACCGAAUACUGGACCAAAUACACUGGUGUAACGACUGCCCACUGA